UUCUAUGAUCCAUGUGAAUGAAAAAAUAAACAAAAAUGAAGGAAAUCAGGUCAAAAUGAUUUCAGCCUGAAGUUUUUUUACCGAUAAUUACAGCCUCAAUUUUACUAGCCCUCUCAUUUUCACUGUUUUGUCCACAAUUUCUCCGUUGAAUUUUUUUUUUUACAGGAUUUUCUGGUGCAAAACAAAUUUAUUCGGAAUAAUAUAAAUAAAUAUAUAUUCCCGCACAUCCUUCAGUAAUUGUAGCUACUUAAGCCCCGUCCUGUCCAAACUGCAAAUUCCCGUUUUCUCUUCCCCUGCAUUGCUACUUGCUACUUGCUACCUUCUCUCUGCUUCUCUCCAAUGGCGCGAUGAACCGACUGGUAAAUUUAGAACUUCCUUCUCUCUUCCGCUUCGUUACUAGUUGCUUUCAUUUCUCGAACUAUCGAAGAACGCUCUCUGCUCAGCUUUGCUGCGCGCAUUCGACUUCGUUUUGGCCUAUUUCUUGCGUCGAUUUGUCUUCGCUUGAGUCGCGUAUCCAUGGCGCGAACUUCCAGUUCUUCUUUCGUCUUCUCUUUGCGGUAGGAAUGAUUAGGUUUUUCUUUUCUUCAAGUUCUUGCGACGAUCAUCUUCACAUUUGGUUCUCUGGUUGCGGACACUGUGUUCUUGCGACGAUCAGUUGUCCUUUCCCGUUACGACGGGUUCUCUAGUUCUUUAGGGUUCCUAGAUAGCUUUCUCUGCACAGUUUUGGCUUGAUCUCUGCUUCGUUUCAGUUGGCAACUUGUGCGGCUGUGUUGAUUUGUGGUUCCGCUUCCAUAUUUCUUGGAAACUUGUUUGGAUAGAGAGCAAGUCUCCGCCUGUUACUUUCUGUUAAUUUAUGAGUUAUCGUUCAUGGAGCUUUCUCUGUUUUCUUUUGUUUAAGGGCUGAAGUCGAGAGGAUGUGAUGGCUUAGAUUCAAGUGAGGACUCUGAAGUAAGAAGCACGGAUUUAGGUAGUCUCAAUAUGGAAGCGUCUUGCAAGGAAAAUGGUUUUUUAGGGAACUCAAACGGAAAUCCAGCAGGAGGAGCAACUGCUAUGAAGAAAGGAUGGUCUCUUUUGUUGCCAAUCAAGGUGAAUAAUCUAGAUAAUCAGAACGAUUCAUCUCCUAUGUCAAGGUCUGCAGAGUCACCAAGUGCAGUCAGUUGCACAAUUUGCAUGAGCAAAAAUAGCUGUAGAAUUGUUAGAGCACGGACGAGUGAAAUGAAUGCUAUGAUGAACAGAGGAAAGCCAGAGAAAGUACAAACCAUAUUUGACAGUUUGGUUGAGGGAGGCCACAGACCAUCUCUAGUAACAUACACAAUUCUCUUGAAUUCCUUGACCCUGCAGAAGCGCUUCGACUCUGUAGCCUCUAUCAUCUCUCAGGUAGAGGGGAAUGCACUGAAACCAGAUUCAGUAUUCUUCAAUGCCCUGAUCAAUGCAUUUGCUGAAUCCGGGAACAUGAAGGAAGCCAUGGAAACUUUAUGGAAGAUGAAAGAGAAUGGGAUGAAACCUGCAGCCAGCGCUUAUAACACACUGAUCAAAGGCUAUGGCAUUGCUGGUAGACCUGAAGAAUCUACUAAGCUGGUGGAACUUAUGUCCAAGGAAGGGAACCCGAAACCUAAUCUCAGGACUUAUAAUGUUCUUGUUAGAGCAUGGUGUAACAAGAACAUCGAUGAGGCAUGGAAUAUAGUGAAUGAGAUGAUGGGUUCAGGGACUAAACCUGAUGCAGUUACUUAUAACACAAUUGCAUCAGCUUAUGGGAAGCAAGGAGUGCCAAAGAAGGCUGAAGGUGUGAUUUCAGAGAUGCAGAAGCAUGAUGUACAGCCUAAUGCCAGAACAUGUGGUAUCAUCAUAAGUGGGUAUGUGAAAGAAGGAAGAACCAGUGAAGCUCUGAGGUUUGUCUGCAGAAUGAAGGAACUUGAUGUGCGUCCUAACAUUGUUGUUUUUAACUCGCUGAUCAAAGGCUUUCUUGACCAGAUGGAUAAAGCAGGACUUGAUGAGGUCCUCGAGUUGAUGAGAGAAUUCAACGCGAAACCUGACGUCAUUACAUUCAGUACUAUCAUGAAUGCAUGGAGCACAGCAGGGCGCAUGAGCAAGUGCAGAGAGAUCUUCGAAGACAUGGUGAAUGCUGGCAUUCAACCCGAUGCACAUGCAUACAGCAUUCUUGCCAAAGGCUAUGCUCGUGCCAGAGAGCCAGAGAAAGCAGAAGAGGUCUUUAAAUCCAUGAUCGAAUCAGGAAUCCACCCGAACAUCGUGAAUUUCACAACAGUCAUCAGCGGAUGGUGCAGUUGUGGCAGAAUGGAUUCUGCAAUGAGGGUCUUCAACCAGAUGCGUGAAUUCGGUGUGUCUCCUAAUCUGAAGACAUUUAAGACCUUAAUCUUGGGAUACUGUAAAGCUAAACAGCCAUGGAAGGCAAAAGAGGUUCUCCAAAUCAUGAGAGAAUCUGGGAUCGAGCCUGAGAAGGCAACCCUCGUGCUUGUCUCAGAAGCAUGGGCUGCCAGUGGACUAACAGAGGAAUCAGCUGCAGCAGAAGCAGAAGAAGAAAUAACAGUGCAGAGCUUAGAGGAACUCUAUCAGAAGCAGGUUGCGACAGGAUUGUCUGGAUUGACUAAGAAAGGUGGUAGGAUUGUGCUGAGAGACCCAACUGAUUCUUCUUCGACGGAAUGCUCGUGGCUUGCAACUAAACAGGUGAAUCUUUCUUACAUCAGUAAAUUCGGGUCGAGGUGGUCGAGGGUGAUGUGCCUGAAGCAGUGUCAAGUGCAGCAUUGUGGUGGUGGUGUAUAUGGUCAACUUGCACAGUCUUGUACAGCCGGGUUCCUCAACUGAAAAGAUAGGUACAGGAAGAUAACAGGUGGUGGUGUAUAUGGUCAACUUGCACAGUCUUGUACAGCGGUGUUCCUCAACUGAAAAGAUAGCUACAGGAAAAUAACGGAAAGCAAAGUUUUUUCCCCGCAUUUUUACUUGUAUCUGCAUUUUGGCAAAGGGGGCAGAGGGAACUUAUGUUGCAGAUAGCUGCAAAGGCCUUUCAAAUCUGUGACCCUACUGAUCAACAAUCUAGGUCUUUUUUCGCAUCUGUUCUAGUGCAACUUAAUCAUGAAAUCUCAAUUUUACUGUUGAACUCUGUGAAUUGCGAGAUUUCACAUUUAAGUUUCUGGUAUAAUCUUUUUUCCCCGUGUUUCUUCACAAAGAUUCGUAGAAUGAUAAACUAAAGAGAGAGAACAUAGCAAGAACUAUCAGAGUGGCGCAGCGGAAGCGUGGUGGGCCCAUAACCCACAGGUCCCUGUAUCGAAACCAGGCUCUGAUAAUAAAUUUAGCUUUAUUUU
Linum trigynum is the source of this 3317-nucleotide messenger RNA. NCBI's taxonomy places the organism in Eukaryota, Viridiplantae, Streptophyta, Magnoliopsida, Malpighiales, Linaceae. The record is from the annotation of a GenBank genome assembly.